AUGCGACCGCACUGGACCCUCAUACUAUCAGGAGCCGGUAUCAUCCUACCUCGCGUCUCCGCUCUCCUCCGCUUCUCAUGCUCCCAGCUCGUCGUCGAGCGUCUCGACCCCUUGGUCAAUCCAGGGGUCGUUGGGUCUCCCCAUCUGCAUCAGAUAAUCGGCGGAAACUCCUUCAACGGCUCCAUGGACCCCUCGACCCUCGACAUCCCGGGCUCCGCAACCUGCACGACGUGCACCUUCGCCGAGGACUUCUCGAACUACUGGACGGCGGUGCUGUACUUCCGCGCGCGCAACGGGACGUACAAGCGCGUGCCGCAGAAGGGGAAUGUGUACUUUGAGGAGGCGAACGGCGGGAUGACGGUUUAUUACAUCCCGAGCUAUAAUGACACGCCUGUUACUGCUUUUAAGCCGGGGUUCCGAAUGAUCACCGGCGAUCCCACGAUACGCACGCAAGAAGAGGCACAACGAUUUCGACAACUGACAUACACUUGCCUUCAAGAUCCGAUGACACGGACAGGCGAGACACUGGAUAUGCCGAAAAAGCCGUGUCCCGCGGGCAUCAUGGCGAAUCUUCGCUUCCCUACCUGCUGGGACGGCGUAAACCUCGACUCUCCCACCCACUCCAGCCACGUCUCGUACCCCCUCAACGGGACCUUCGAAGACGGCUCUCCCUGCCCCUCCACGCACCCCGUCAAGAUCCCGCAGCUCUUCUACGAGAUCGUUUGGGACACCACCCCCUUUAACUCGGUAUCCGAGUGGCCGGAGGACGAGGCCUCGCAGCCGUUCGUGUGGAGCUACGGGGACGCGACGGGGUACGGGAACCACGGGGACUACGUGUUCGGGUGGAGGGGGGACGCGCUGCAGAUCGCGAUGGACACGGGUUGCAACGGGUUCCAGUGUCCGGGGUUGAGGUACCAGGAGAUACGGGAGGGGAACAAGUGUACGAAGAGGAGGGAGGUGGAGGAGGACGUUGAUGGGUGGCUCACUGAGCUUCCGGGGGGUAUGCCGGUUACUGGGGUCGACGGGAAACCCAUUUCCUAG
Hypoxylon fragiforme is the source of this 1041-nucleotide messenger RNA. RefSeq lists its product as uncharacterized. The transcript has 6 exons. Lineage: Eukaryota; Fungi; Ascomycota; Sordariomycetes; Xylariales; Hypoxylaceae. The record is from RefSeq and is a predicted model, not a curated record. The coding region runs from base 1 to 1041 and encodes 346 amino acids.